Messenger RNA from Akanthomyces muscarius, 1845 nucleotides. RefSeq lists its product as uncharacterized. The record is from RefSeq and is a predicted model, not a curated record. Gene Ontology annotation, molecular function: protein binding. NCBI's taxonomy places the organism in Eukaryota, Fungi, Ascomycota, Sordariomycetes, Hypocreales, Cordycipitaceae. The transcript has a single exon. Bases 1 to 1845 code for a protein of 614 amino acids.
AUGGAGCAAGUCAAGCUCCUCAGGCGCCGCACAACGGACCUGCUCGCCAACGCACAGCAAAACAUGGCCAGCACGCAGCAGAGCUUCCUCAGCAGCGCCCAGCAGAACAUUGCCAACGCCCAGCAGAACCUCCCCGCCCUCUCGAUGCCGCAAUUUAGCCUGCGCGGCCUCGGCCAGUCCCCUACCAGCACUGACCACGGACCCAAGGGCACCUGGGAGCGCAUCGACGACAUCCCCGCCCUCCAGCGCUCCGGGCACUCGCUCGACAUCGUCGCCGACAGCGCGUACAUCUUUGGCGGCGAGGGCAGCGACGACAAUGACAUGCACGUCGUGCGCCUGCCCGUCAGCGGCGCCAGCGCCGACUACUACCGCAUCACGGCCAUGCCCGAGAAGCCCGACGACGCGGAUCCCACCAGCACCGACGAUGCCGACGAACAGGAGCCUUCAGACGGUGGUGCAGGGUCCGAGGCCGGAAGCGGCAGCAUCAUCAGCAGCCCCAGGAUCAAGAACAAGGGCAAGGAACGCGCCAUUGACAUUGCCAAGCCAGACCUCGGCGACGUCCCUGCGUCGCGUGCCGGCCACGCCACGGCCGUCGUUGGCUCGCGCAUCUUGCUCUUUGGCGGCCGCGGCAUCGGCCCCGAAUCGAAGCCCCUCGAAGAGGCUGGCCGCGUCUGGGUCUUUGACACGCGCACCCGCGCCUGGAGCCAUCUCGACCCCGCGCCGGCCGUCAUGGGCGGCGCCAUCACCAUCCACCCCGGCGCGCGUAGCAACCACUGCGCCACCGCGACCGACAAACCCCAGGACUUUGGCUCCUCAACCACCGACAACAACACCACCAGCACCAGCACCACGACUCCCGGGCUUCCUCCCCCGCCCAGCCCAACGACCCUGCGCAGCAGGGCGGAGAGCUGGCGCGACUGGGCCGUCGGCGACAUCUCCAAGACGGGCACUCCGCAGGACCCCAUCGUCGGGUACGUCGCCGAGAGCGCCGUCGACGAGGAGUCGCGCGGCUACGGCACCUUAUUUAUCCACGCAGGCUCCCUCGCCAGCGGCGACCGCAGCAACGACAUAUGGGCGUUUGACGUCCGCUCCCGCAUGUGGUCCGAGCUGCCGUCCGCGCCGGGCCCCGCGCGCGACGGCGCUGGCAUCUGCAUCAGCAAGAGCCGCCUUUUCCGCUUCGGCGGCUUCGAUGGCACCUCGGCCGUCGGCGGGCAGCUCGACUACCUGCACCUCGAGGUCGAGACGAUGGACGACAAGCGGCGCCCCGGCAACAGCGGCGGCAAGACCGAGGUCGCGGUGCGCGCCCGCGACGGCUGGCAGACUGUCCUGCAGCACCCGACAAGCACCUACAGCAGCACCGCGACGCCCUUGGAGCCGCUGGCCUCGCCGCGCGUGAGUAGCAUCAGCGGGCCCCCCGAGAUCCCCGCAACGGGUGUGGUGCAGGAGUGGCCGUGCCCGCGCAGCGCCGCCUCCUUCGAGGCCAUGACCAUGGGCGGCGGCCGCGAGGUCCUCGUCCUGGCCUUUGGAGCCACCAGCGCCGACCAGCAGCAGCUUCCCCUCGACGACGUGUGGCUGUUCCAGGUCCCGCCGCAGGGCAUGUCGGCCGCCAGCGUCACGGCCGCCCUCAUGCAGGCCGUCGGGCGCAAGACGGGCGAGGGCCGCUGGACGCGCGUCGCCACGCGCCCGCACGACGAUGAGGAGCAAGACUGGGCGAGCCUGCCCCGGGCCCGCGCCGGGCUCGCGAGCGCGCCGAUGACGAACCUCGAGGACAGCGGUCUCUUGGUCUGGGGCGGUCUCGGCGAGGACGGCAAGCGCCUCGGCGACGGCUGGGUUCUGAGAUUGUAG